This is a messenger RNA of Helobdella robusta, 309 nucleotides long. RefSeq lists its product as hypothetical. The transcript has 3 exons. The record is from RefSeq and is a predicted model, not a curated record. Bases 1 to 309 code for a protein of 102 amino acids. Lineage: Eukaryota; Metazoa; Annelida; Clitellata; Rhynchobdellida; Glossiphoniidae.
AUGAUGAAGAUGUUCGCUCUCCUUAUGUUGUUGGUCGUUGUCAACGUUGUCCUCUGUGAGGAGGACAGUUACGAUGAUUAUGAAGAUGAACUUCGUUUGAAAAGAAGCUUUAUGGACUUCCUGAAGAAGCUUCCCCUUGAAGAUUUGAAGAACGUUGGCUUGAAGGCAGGCGGAGCAGUGGCUGAUGAAAUUUUGGGCAAAAUUGGCAAAAGAAGUUUUCUAGACUUCCUUAAGAAGCUGCCACUUGAAGACCUGGCAAAUGUUGGCGUGAAGACUGGAGGUGCUAUCAUUGACCAAAUUGGAAAAUAA